Molecule: messenger RNA, 807 nt
Organism: Medioppia subpectinata
Lineage: Eukaryota; Metazoa; Arthropoda; Arachnida; Sarcoptiformes; Oppiidae
Source: the annotation of a GenBank genome assembly
AUGUGGCAAAUAUUUCAAAUCUAUGUAUUGAUAUUAUUUGUGAAAUGCAAUAUAAGGCAAACAAGUGCUUAUUAUGAUAAACGACCUUUCUACAAUAUCGCACAUAUGGUCAAUUCAAUCCGAGAAGUGGAUCAUUACGUCUCACUGGGCGCUAAUGCCAUUGAAUCGGACGUUACGUUUAUAAACAACGGAUCCGCUGUCUUCACAUAUCAUGGAUAUCCAUGCGAUUGCUUCAGACACUGCACUGAAAGGGAAGAUUUACCCCGAUUUUUAGGAUACAUCCGAGACAUUACAACUCCCGGUAACGCGAGAUAUCGAAAGAAUUUUGCCCUUCUUUUCCUCGAUCUAAAGAUAUCUCAAUUGCCUCCGAGUGCUAAAGCAGUGUCCGGUCAAGAACUCGCUGCCCUCAUAGUCGACAAUCUAUUCAAUGAUACUCUCGGCUCAUCGAAAGUCAAAUUAUUGCUUUCUGUCGGACAUGUCUUUGAUUAUGAUUUCAUAUUAGGCUUUGAGAAUGAGUUAGAAAUUAGAAAAUUAAAUCAUUUAAACAAAGUCAUUGGAUGGGAUGUCGGACUCAACGAUCCCUUGUUUGUCAUCGAGAGUAUGUGGAAAAGAGUGGGUCGAGUGAAGAACAUAUGGCAGGGCGACGGACGCACCAACUGUUUGAGUCCUUUCUAUAAUUUGGGUCGACUUACGUCUGCUAUCAAACGAAGGGACGAGAAGAAUAUGAUGCGACCCGACCCUUAUAUUGAUAAAGUUUAUCACUGGACAGUAGAUAUCACUGUUAACAUUAGAUCGUCGCUCAGGUAA